AUGGCCAAGGCAAACUUUGGCGAACUCUUCCUGCAGAAAGUCCACGAAAUGCCAGUGCCGCCCACGUUGCAUGAGAAGCUCCAGGAAACGGCGUGGAUGCAAGGACAUCCAUACCUGGGAAUCGUACUGACGGCCAACGGAGCUAUGCAGCAGACAAUGUCGGCCUGGUACCAGGAUGCGAUUGACGUCAAGGUGGUAUACAAUCACAUCAUCACGGAGCCGUCUGCUGCGGAUUGUGCGAAGAGGUAUGACAGGCAAGUGGAGAUCAGCUGCGCGGGCAAGGUGUUUUGCAUUGCGACUUCGCAAGUGGUUCUUCGGACCGAAGAAGCCGUGGAAGCUGUGGAGUCCGGUGGAAUUGGCAUUGCGCAGCUCUUCAAGCACUUUUCGAUCGUGCCGGACUGCGUUCUACUGGACGCGGGUGAGCAGCCUGGUUGCUUCGGAGAACUUUGGCGCAAGUACGUGCUUGCCGGCGGCGGCAUCGAGUGCUACAUUGUGGAGGAGUUCUGUCACGACUUCAUGGAUAUGUUCGAUUCGGACACAAGAGGCGUUUCGAAGGAAUCCAGCAACAGCUCAGUCUCCACGGUUUCCACCACGGCAUCCUUCACGUCCUCGGUUUCAACAACUCCGCAGUUGAGUGGAACGCGUUGUCACAAUGUGGUUGAUGAUCAGAUCGGGCAGAUUGCGAGUCCUUUGCAAAGGGUGCUACUCAUGGCAGCCGGCUCAGUGACCCGCAUUCUGACGUCCUACCACAAGGUUUCCGUCUCCACUGAGCUCAUCAGCUGCUCACCUCGAGGCUCCAACAAGUACGAUUGCCACACGAUGCUGACCUGUGGAGGCAUCGAGUUCUGCCGAGUUCGGGCUUGCUUCGACCUAGAGUCUGCCGAGGCCAAGGAGCUUGUCGCCGAAAGCCAAGGUGAAGUGGGUGCCCUUUUCGACCGUCUGGCCGUCCCGCCCAAGCUCUCCUUGCGCGAGGUGAAGUUCACUGAAGACGGCUUUGGCCGUGCUUACACGCUGAUGUCGCCAGGACUGACGUGCGAGAUCAUUGAGGAGUACAGCAAUGCAGCACUGAUUUUACCUGAGAUUGCAAAGCCCAUGCAGCCCUCGACGAUCCCGCAGAUCUGGUCCAAAUCCGAUCAUUGGGUGAAUGGGAAGCCUUCAUGCACAAUCUGCUAA
Molecule: messenger RNA, 1173 nt
Organism: Symbiodinium sp. CCMP2592
Lineage: Eukaryota; Dinophyceae; Suessiales; Symbiodiniaceae
Source: the annotation of a GenBank genome assembly